This is a messenger RNA of Camelina sativa (false flax), 681 nucleotides long. The record is from RefSeq and is a predicted model, not a curated record. Lineage: Eukaryota; Viridiplantae; Streptophyta; Magnoliopsida; Brassicales; Brassicaceae.
AUGGAUUCUGAAGAUAGUUCAUCAGAUAAGAACGCUCCCUCUGGCGGCGAACCUUCUUCUUCAGCUCCCUUAACAUCUUCAGAUCCUUCAGCAGAAGCCCAACAGCUUGAAAGGCGCAGCAUAAGUUCUGGAGGUAGCUCAGAAGAUGAAAGAGGUCCCUCAGGGUUAACCAGUGAUGAAUUGAUUUUUAAGGCUUUAGAAACAAUCUAUGAAGAUGGAACUGGUCUUGAUUUCGAUGAUAUUUACAAUUUUAUCGAGGACAGGUUCGACGUAGUGGAUGAUUUUAGGGAGCAGUUGGAAGCCCAGCUGGAAGCUCUAGUUGCUGACGGCCAAAUACAAAAGGUAGGAGACCGCUACAGGAUCCGCCCUGUUGAUUUUGAUAUUCCGACUCCACCACCAACCAAAAGUGCAGAAGAGGCGACGAGCGCGAAGCCACUAAACACUUCCCCAAGUACUUCUGCUACUUCCGUACCAAAACCACCAGAAGGAAAUCCUCAGAUAGACGCAGCAGUAAAAGAACUCGCAGAGGCAGAACAGUUGGAGCGUCAAGCACAAGAGGCACAAGACCUUGCCUAUAAACACGACCAGGUGCUAAUGGUCAAAAGGUUUUCCUGCGGAAAAAAGAUUGAUCAUCUGGUCCGGUUCAAUGUGGAUCUAUACGAUGACCGGUUUCUUCUUUAA